Messenger RNA from Trichomonas vaginalis G3, 1680 nucleotides. RefSeq lists its product as uncharacterized. NCBI's taxonomy places the organism in Eukaryota, Parabasalia, Trichomonadida, Trichomonadidae. Gene Ontology annotation, biological process: intraciliary transport involved in cilium assembly; intraciliary anterograde transport. The transcript has a single exon. Gene Ontology annotation, molecular function: intraciliary transport particle B binding; protein binding. The record is from RefSeq and is a predicted model, not a curated record. Gene Ontology annotation, cellular component: ciliary base; intraciliary transport particle B; ciliary basal body. The coding region runs from base 1 to 1680 and encodes 559 amino acids.
AUGAUUGUUGGAAACUCUAGGAGAAAGAAUGUUAUGGUUGCUCAGCAAAACGCCGAGCCAGCCGUACCAGCACCAGAAACAAACGAACAGAGCAUUUUAUCCUUCAUCGAAGGCAGAGAUUACAGUGGUGCAGCAACAUAUAUCGAUUUUCUUCAUAAAGAGCUCAAUCAGCCAUAUACUAAAGAUAUGAAGUUAUGGCAUGGAUAUGCAUUAUUCCAUUCAGGUCAAUAUGAUGAUGCUAUUGAUGUUUACGAGAAAAUGCUUAAAGAAGAGCCAGAUGAUACUAUGUUAUGGCUUUAUAUUUCAUCUUGUCAGUUCUAUCUACGCGACUUCGAAAAUGCAAGAGAUUCUGCUAACAAAGGACCGAAUUGCGACUUCAAAACAAGGCUUUUAUUCCAUAUCGCGCACCAAACUAACGAUGAUAAGCAGUUACUAGAAUCGCAUAGCCAAUUAGUCGGAACAUUGCAAAACCAGCUAUCUCUUGCCGCUAUUCACUACAUGAGAUCUCACUUCCAGGAAGCUAUAGAUAUUUAUCAGAAGCUUUUAAUGGAACAUCCAGACUUUUUGGCUCUUAACGUUUACAUCGCUAUGUGCCAAUUCAAGCUAGAUAACUAUGAUGAAUCAAAUGAGGCUGUUGACGUUUAUCUUCAAAUUAAUUCGGAUUCCGCUGUGGCAUUAAACCUGAAAUCAUGCGAUUAUCUUAGAAUAUUCGAUGCAAAUACUGCAGAAUCACAGCUUCUUCAGAUCAGGAAGUUCAGUUCUGCAACAUACGGAUUUGUCGACUCUCUGAUCAACCACAACCUUUGUAUCUUCCAUAACGGUGAUGAUGGCUUUACGAUUUUACCAAAACUCGUUGGAGUUAUCCCAGAAGCUCGCUUUAAUUUGGCAAUUCUUUACAUGAGAGAGAGCAAUGCAAAGGAAGCAUACAACUUACUUCAAGAUUUCCAACCACUCGAUAUUUCUGAAUCUAUUCUUCGCGCUACAGUUCUUCUUGCUUACGGACAACUUCAAUCUGAGCCAGGACCCAUUGAUGAAGCUAACCAGAUCUUCUCAGAGGUCGGCAACAUGGAUAUGAUUAAGAAUACAGUCGAAGGAAGACAGGCUUUAGCUACAACUAAAUUUAUUCAGUCCGAUUACGAAAGAACACUUCAAAUCCUUCAAACAAUCGAAGAUAAGAUCGGCGAUACAGAUGAGUUCAACUAUAAUAUCGGUAUGACUUACUGUGGCCUUGAAAAAUGGGCAGAAGCCGAGAGAAGAUUAUUAAUGGUCAAAAACCCAGCAUAUACACGCGAAAUCUUUUACGUUUCAUUCUUAUGCAAAUGCUACAUCAUGAACAGAAAGCCAAAUCAAGCUUUUAUUCUUUAUACAGAAAGUAUUAAUACAGAAGAUGCCAAACUCCUCCUCCAAAUUAUUUCUACGCAUUGCUACCAACAGGGUCAGUACUACUACGCGAUGAAGGCUUACAACAUUCUCGCACAGUUCGAUCUUGACCCAGUAAACAGACAAGGCAUGAUUGCCAGUGCUGUCGGUGUUUUCAGAAAUGUCCUUUCAAGGAAGGAAAGUCCGGACAAACUCCAGGAAGUCAGAGAAGUCUUAGAAUCAGAUCCAAGCGCUGAAGAGGUAAGAAACGUUAUUAAUAAAUACAUAGAAACAUCUGGAGAGUUCGAGACAGCAUUAUAA